GUCACAUGACCCAGAGUGGGAAUCUCCCUGUAGCAGUCUGAGUUGGUUCUGUUACAGUGUAUGUCCUGACAGUUCUGUCCAGGGUUGUACACUUUACUUGAUGUGUGACAGCUAUGGCUGAGCGGACACCCUUACUCAAUUACAGGCUGUGCGCUGUGCCCGAAUCCGGCAGCAGCAGCAGCGCUGGCCGGACCAGGAAGGAAGCUCAGCAUCCCGCGCCCAAAAAGCUGUCGACUUUCUUUGGAGUGGUUAUCCCCACUCUGCUGUCGAUGUUCAGUGUGGUGGUGUUCCUACGGAUAGGUUUUGUUGUUGGCCAAGCAGGAUUAUACCAGAGUAUACUCAUGUUCAUUGUGGCAUAUUUCAUCAUAAGCAUGACUGUACUGUCAGUGUGUGCUAUAUCUACUAAUGGAGCAUUGGAUGCUGGUGGUGCCUACUAUAUGAUCAGUCGAGCUUUGGGUCCUGAAUUCGGAGGCAGCAUUGGAAUCAUGUUCUUCUUUGCUAAUAUAUGUGGAAGUGCUCUCUAUGUCUUGGGACUUGUUGAGUCUAUGGUUGACAUUUUUGGGUUGUCACCAACAGGGCUAACCACAAGCAGUAUUCAGGUUCUUCCUCAGUCCUACUGGUAUGAACUUCUCUAUGGCACAGUGAUUCUUAUUUUCUGCCUUCUUGUGUGCUUAGUUGGAGCUGACAUCUAUGCAAAAGCGUCCUUCAUAAUUUUCCUCAUUGUUAUUCUGGUACUUGGCACAAUAUUCAUCAGCUUUUUUGCAGUGUCACCAAAGUCUAUUAACAUCACAAUAUCCUUGGGGAAUAUCUCAGAGGCUUCAUUCACUGGAUUUAAACUGUCAACUCUGAAGAGUAAUCUUCCACCUCAAUAUGUAGAAGACUACACAACUGGCAAGGUGAUGAGUUUCGCUGCUGUCUUUGCAGUAAUGUUCAAUGGGUGCACUGGUAUCAUGGCUGGAUCCAACAUGUCAGGUGAUUUAAAGAACCCCAGCUAUUCUAUUCCCCGAGGCACUAUUACAGCAGUAAUUUUUACAUACAUCAUAUAUAAUAUUUUAUGUCUCAUGAUCAGCUGCACUUGUGAGAGAUUGCUUCUUCAAAAGGAUUAUGAUUUCCUCAAAGACAUUAAUGUCUGGCAUCCCUUUGUCAUAAUUGGAGUCUACUCUUCAACUUUAUCAGCUGCGAUGAGCAAUCUGAUUGGAGCUUCUAGAAUUCUCUAUGCACUUGCAAAGGAUGAUAUAUUUGGAAAGCUUCUCAUGCCUGCAAAGAAAACUUCACGUGGUGGAAAUCCUUGGGCUGCUGUGUUGAUUUCAUGGCUGUUAGUACAGCUUGUGUUGUUUACUGGAAAAUUGAAUACUAUUGCUGGGAUAGUGACCAUCUUUUUUCUCUUGGUCUAUGCCUUUGUGGAUCUAGCAUGUCUGGCAUUGGAGUGGGCUUCUGCACCAAAUUUCAGGCCAACCUUUCGCUACUUCACCUGGCAUACUUGUGUGUUAGGCAUCAUUGGCUGUGGGAUUAUGAUGUUCCUGAUUAGCCCAAUAUAUGCAUCAUGCAGUGUUGCAUUCAUGCUGAUACUGUUGCUGGUCCUUCACUAUGUAUCACCUUCAAGCAGCUGGGGUUACAUCAGCCAAGCUCUGAUCUUUCACCAGGUUAGAAAGUAUCUUCUGAUGCUAGAUGUUCGUAAAGAUCAUGUCAAAUUCUGGCGCCCACAAAUUCUGCUGAUGGUUGCCAAUCCCAGGACAUGUACUCAACUGAUCAGUUUCACAAAUGACCUAAAGAAGAGUGGACUAUAUGUGCUGGGUCAUGUACAAAAAGGAAAUUUGGAUGAGAUGCCUUCUGACCCUCUUCAAGCACAAUAUGAUUCUUGGCUAAGUUUAGUUGAUGCACUGAAUGUAAAAUCAUUUGUCAGCCUUACGCUCUCUGACUCAGUACGUCAUGGGGUUCAACAUCUUUUAUUCAUCUCUGGUCUAGGUGGAAUGAGACCAAAUACUCUUAUCCUCGGUUUUUAUGAUGACUGUGCUCCUGAGGAUGGUUUAGAACAAAUUCCAGCAUUUUCAUGUAAUAGGUCUUCUAUCACAAGUGGACAAGAUUGCAACUUGCAGCCUAAUUUUCCUCCAGCCAGAGAUGCAUCGUCAUCAAAGGCACUGUCAGGCAAAGAGUAUGUGGCCAUUAUUUCUGAUUCCAUCAAAAUGUUAAAAAAUGUUUGUUUAGCCCGAUACUUCUGCCAGCUAAACAAAGCAGAACUGUUUGGUUGCAAGAACUAUGAGGUCUCCAUUGAUGUGUGGCCGCUCAAUCCACUUCGCCCUGACAGUGCUAAUUACGUUGAUACUUGCAGCCUGUUUCUGUUACAAAUGGCAUGUAUUCUUAACAUGGUGCGCUCCUGGAGGUCAGCCAAACUGCGUAUUUUUCUGUGUGUUGAAUCUGGAAAUAGUGUUGGAGAGCAGGAAAAAAAGCUAAAACAACUUUUACGUCAGCUGCGUAUCAAAGGUUCGAUUAAAACUCUGCACUGGGAUAGUGUUACUGCCCUUCACUGGCACAAACAGAUGGUUCCUGAAGAUGGCUGUGAUGGUAGUUUUGCAAAUAACUUCCCAUCAAAUGCAAUGAGAAUCUCUGAUGACUAUCUGAUGGCUGUAAACAGGAUGAUUUUAGAGCAGAGUGCCCAUCCAGCUAUCCGAUUUCUCUACCUGCCACGACCUCCUGCUAAUAUUGCAUUGCAUGAAAGAUAUCUGGAGCAGCUUGACAUAAUGACCAAAAACCUGGGUCCUACUCUGUUAAUUCAUGGAAUUAGUGCAGUCACCAGUAUAGAUCUUUAGAUCCAUUGAUUGUGGAAAUUAAGAACACUAACAUAUGUAGUAGUUAAGUUGUUCAUAAAGGGGAGGAUAGGAAAUGUUUGUUACAAUGAAAACAGCCAAAUUUUACAAUAGCUCACACUUAACUUGAGCAAAAGCAUUAAGAUUAUGCUCAGUUUUGGUGCAGCUUUUCUUUUUCCGUUAUUUUUUCCCCCACUAUUCUCGACAUGAGACAAAGGUGUUAUGUUGUUGUUCUAUUCAUCUGCAUUCUUUCUUUACUUUCACAGAAUGUCAAUACAUCAGCAAGGUGAGCAUUUGUUGCCCUUCCCUAAUUGCUCCUUGCUAUGCUAUUUCAGAGGGCAUUUGAGGGUUAACCAUGUGGUUGUGGCUCUGAAGUCACAUGUAGUGCAGACUAUGUAAGGAUUGUAGAUUUCCUUGCCUAAAGGAUAUUAGUGAACCAGUUAUUUUUUAAAAAUAAGACAAUUAACAAUAGUUUCAUGAUUACAAUUACUGAGACUAACUUUGUUUUAGAUUUAUUAGUUGAAUUUAAAUUACACCAGCUACCAUGAUCUACCCAUGUCCUCAGAGCAUGAGCAGAUUGAGUCCAGUAAUAUUACAACGACACUUGUCAUUUAAGUAAUGCUCCACCAGAUUUGCUGGGCCUGAGAAGCAUUGAAUUUUGAAAAUGGGCUCUUAGAACUGUCAGCACAUCAGCGUCAUGAACAAGAGGUUCUGUUCCAUCUCCCAAAUAUGUAGCAAAAGAAAAAUCAUCGACUUUUAUUCAGUUUUCUCAAGUAAUUUCAUUCAUCAAAUAUUGGUUCAUAUAUAGACUUUUUUUUUAAUAAAUGUCUGAUCACGGCAACAAUAAUCUGAAAUAAUUAGUUGGAUUUUUGCUACAUAUACAGGUAACUUGCUGCACUCUGGCAGGAUGUAUAAUAGAAAUCAUGAAAGGAACAUUUUAUGAUAUAAGAAAUGCUAAGUUUAUGAUUUUGGAAAAUGGACAAAUAAUUGGUAUGGAUUCAAAGUACAUGUUUAACUGUGAACAAAUAGUACUCACUUUAAGGAUGAUGCCUCUUUGUUUCCAUUUUAAUGGUAUUUUAUAUGCUUACAUUUUGCCACAAUAUUUUGAUUUAUGUUUGCUUCCUUUUUUUGUACGCUGGUUCCAUGACAAGCCUCUCAAUGAGAAGUUAUACAUUUUAAUUGGUUCUCUUAAAACCUGGGGCUGGAUUUAAUGUUAUUGACAGGGUUCUCGAAAUCUAUAUCAACUCCCUGGGGUAGGACUGGCCAAAUUAAAUAUGUCUUGUUGUAUUAAGCAAUAGACUAAGGUUGUCAUACUGUAACAAGCAAAAACCGAAAUUGCUGGAGGAACUUGGCAAAUCUGUCAGGAUACCACAGCCCCAGAGAGCUGUUACCCAAUCAGCUGUGGCAGCUUUUCACCAGGAGCAGGGAUUUCACUAGAGGACAUUGUUGAAUCCCGGUACUUGAAUAAGUGAGGGCAAGAUUGUAGUCAUAGGGAGGGAGACCCAGAAGCAUGGAGGAAAGGAACGGUUUCCAGCAUGACCUAUUUACUGAUACUGAGUGCUUAACAACAAAGGGACCUGAUAAUUGGCCACUGGCCAGCCACCGAGGUUUUUGGGGCCUCCAUUGGAGGGCACAGGAAAGUCAUGUGGCCCUCGUUUUAAACCCUGAGCCUAACUGAUGUCUACUGUGGAAGAGUUUCUCAAAUCAGUGCCUUCCUGUGCCAUUUCAGUCAGCUUUCCUGCUGCUUAGAGACUGAUUGUGGGCCUGGCUGUGACAGCCGAUAUCAAAUGCCAUCCUUAGUUUUACUGGUUAUAUAUUGUCGAAACAAUUGAUUUACAUGCAUCACGGCAAAGUUUGUGAUUGUGGUUCAUUUUAUAAUUACUUUUAAAGUCAUUUCUACUGCCUGAAAGAUUAUAGAUGAGGAUGUCCAAGAUACCAUGGAGCUUUGAGAGCACGUGUAGAAUUUUAAUUAAUAUACCUGGUAAUUUGUAUGGAUUUCAUCUUGCAGACGUUAAAGAUCCCAUUUUCUGAUUCAGAAUGAUGUCACCAAUAAUGUAAACACCCAGCUCCUCAAACUGGAGAAGUUGUAAAUGAACAAAUAUUAAAGUACAACCACCAAUUGACCUGAGCUAGCCUGCUUAUGCUCUGGGCCACAUAUGACUGACUGUUUGUUUAUAACUUCCCCAAGUGCUAACUCAAACCAAGUGCAAGCUACAAUCUCUUCCCUGUUGUAAAAGGAACAAAUACUGACCAUAAGCUUGGGGUUUUAAAAAGAAAAAUUUCUGCUUUUAAUUGUUCAUGGGAAGAAAUUGAUUUUUACAAAUGUUUCUAAAGAUUGGAGCACUGUGUUACAUGGCUAAUGUGUUGCUAUGUCGAUGCUUCAACUGGCUUUUGACAAAUUGUAUCUCAGCAGUGCUAGUGUGUGAGAUAGUUAGCAAAGGAAUUUCUUGUUGUAUUAAGCAAUAGCCUAAGGUUGUCAUAAUGUAACAAGCAAAAACCAAAAUUGCUGGAGGAACUUGGCAGAUCUGACAGCAUCUAUGGAGGGAGGGGGAGAGAGGGAGAGAGAGAGAAUAUUUCAAGCCCUGUAACCCUUCUUCAGUGGUUCGGAGACAGUUUUUCCACAAUUCCUGUUUUUGUUUGUUUCAGAUCUCCAGCAUUUGCAGUUCUUUGUUUCAUUUAGAGUUUGUAACAGUCUGAUCCUACCACUUAAUACAUCUGGCUGGUUAUAUAUCCACAAACUUCGGCUUUCAUCUGGAAAAAUUGUAUUUUUAAGUCCAGCUAUACAAGUUCGUACUGUGGAAUUAUUGAGCUUAUUUCUCCCUUAAAAUUUACAAUUCAAGCCUAAAUACAACCAGACUUCUUGUUUGGUCCACCACCAUGAAUGUAUUUAGUUUGGAUUUGCCAAAUUUUUCAAUAGGAAUAACUGUUUUAGGGUCAAACAGACAGGCUUCUAAGGUGGUUGAUGUUGUUUCAGUAGUGCACAUUAGCUGUUCUUUUGCUUUUAUUUAAUUUAAAACAAAAGCAGUUUAAGUGGGGAGGUGUUGGUGACAUGGAAUAACAAAAGUAGACUAAAUAAUGAGCAAUGGGCAUUAUUGUAGAUUUACCACUGACACUAUUAUAGGAUACCUAAAUGUAGAAAUCUUCCCAAUCAACAUAGCAUGAACAAAACUUACAAAGAUAAUAAAAUGUAAGUACCUGUCCUUUGUAUUUUUAUUCAUUUAAAUGUAAAAUUUAUUUGUAAUUAGCAUGAAUAAUAAGAAAUCCAUGAUCUAGACGAUAAUACUUUUUUUGGGCUAGUGCAUCAGCAGAGUUAUUUUCAGGGUCUAGACAUAGCUUAGUUAUAAGGUUCCCUUGUAUUUUCCAAAUAGCAUGCAGGACAGUAGUUCAAAAUAAAUAGAAAAAUUUAAGGGGGAGAAAUUUUAUAUUCGUAACAAAAACAAAUUGCUGAAAAGACUUGGCAACUCUGGCAGGUAUCUAUGGAGAGAAGUCAGGUUCGGUGACCCUUCCUUAGAACUGAUGGUAGCUAGGAAAAAAUGCUAUGUUUGUGUUUGUUUAAAGAAAGAAAACACAUUUCAGAAAAUGUUCUGUAGGUUUUAAAUAUUAAUUUCUUUUCAACAAUGUAGUAUCAUUUUCACUCAUUCAGUCGCCCACCUAUCCCGUCCCAUUCACCUUCUCUGUUGCUUCUCCAUGUUCCUCCAUGCACUUUGGCACCAUGGGACAGUACCAUUCUCCCUCCAUACUGUCUUUAUCUCUGAUCUUGCCAUGCAUCCUCUAUACUGUUUCACCUAGUUUCCAGUAUGGACAGAACUCCUAAACCCUAUAAUAACAUUGAGAAAUCUUUGAAUUUUUCAUGAAGCUGUCAGAAUAAACAGACAUCCACAAACCUCUUCAAAACACUUUAAUCCUAUUAUAAAAACUCUCAAAAUUGUCAAAAAUAAGCCAUUCAAGCUCCCUUCUAAAUGUUUCCUUUUUAAGUGCUCAUGGCUCUGUUAAAAUAAGAAAUAAAAAUUUCUUCCAAACACUUCAAUUUUAUUAUUUGGUCAUAAAACUGUCAAUCAAACAAAACACACAGUCCCCUUCACAGCUAUGUCAAUAACACCUGCUAAGCUAAAUCAUUAAUAGGGCUUGGAACUCAUCCAAGCAGUCAUAACGAGAUUCCAUUGCUCAACUAAAUGAACAAACCCACUGGAGCGUAAUAUGAUGCAAUCUUUGAAGUUGCAUAAACUGGUGGCCAUCUGUUCAUUUCUUCAAAACGUUCAAAUGGACCUCCAAUGUAAAAAUAAAAGCAUAAGAUCCGUAUAUUAAAUAAACAUUCUAAGUUCAAUACUGUUGAAUGCAGAUGAAUACUUUAUCUAUGCAUACUUGUAUGUGUAUGUAUAUAUCCAAAUGCAUCUGAGGAAAAACGCCUCAGUCCGUUCAGCCUCUCCCUGUAGCUCAAACACUCCCGUCCCAGCAACAUCCUUGUAAAAGUGGCCCCACCAGUGUCCUGUACAGCUAUAACAUAACAU
Molecule: messenger RNA, 7312 nt
Organism: Rhincodon typus (whale shark)
Lineage: Eukaryota; Metazoa; Chordata; Chondrichthyes; Orectolobiformes; Rhincodontidae
Exons: 13
Coding region: 114-2807 (897 amino acids)
Biological process (GO): cell volume homeostasis; potassium ion homeostasis; chloride transmembrane transport
Cellular component (GO): membrane
Molecular function (GO): potassium:chloride symporter activity
Source: RefSeq, a predicted model, not a curated record